Molecule: messenger RNA, 2151 nt
Organism: Pieris napi
Lineage: Eukaryota; Metazoa; Arthropoda; Insecta; Lepidoptera; Pieridae
Product: 3-ketoacyl-CoA thiolase, mitochondrial-like
Exons: 8
Coding region: 101-1291 (396 amino acids)
Biological process (GO): fatty acid beta-oxidation
Molecular function (GO): acetyl-CoA C-acetyltransferase activity
Source: RefSeq, a predicted model, not a curated record
AUAACUCUACACUGAUAAUUUAGUUAUCUCAUUUCACGACACAAAACAACAGUGUAAUCAGUUACAUUGAUAAGAAUAUUUUUAUCAUAUUGAAGUACAGAUGAUACUUAAGAGCAAAGGUAUUUUUGUUAUUGGCGCGAAAAGGACGCCAUUUUGUAAAUAUGGUGGAUCCCUACGAGAGUUGCCAGCGUCGCAUGCAUUUGCCGCAGCUGCAAAAGAUGCCAUACAGUCAUCGAGAGUAGAUCCAAACUUAAUUGAUUGCACGAUCGUUGGAAAUAUCAAUUUUCUAAGCCAAUGUGAUGGAGGAAAGACUCCUAGAUACUGCGGCAUCUACUCUGGUGUUCCCAUUGAGAAACCGGCACUUGGUGUUAACAGAACAUGCGCGACGGGCAUUCAAGCCUUGAUAAGUGGUGGAAUGGAAAUAUUAACAAAUUCAGCAAAUCUGUGCCUCACGGGUGGCUCAGAUAUAAUGUCAUCUCUACCGAUGUUAGUACGAAAUGUUAGAUUCGGAACAAGUCUUGGUACACCGUAUCUAAUGGAGGAUCACAUCAAAACACCGUUUCUUGAUACAUACACAGGCACAACACUACAAAAAACAGCGGAAAAUAUAGCAAAACUCUAUGGUAUAACUAGAAAAGACGUUGAUGAGUUUACUUUAAAAAGCCAUUUAAAGUGGAAAAAAGCUGAAGAAUCAAAUACUUUCGAAGAUGAGAUAACAAAACUAAAAACUGUGAGAAAUAAGAAGGAACAUGACGUCAUUAAAGACGAAUUAACAAACCCAGAAAUUAAACUUGAAGACUUGACCGCAUCACCCUCUGUCAGUGAAGAUUCUAUUGUAACUUUCAACAAUUCUGCUGCCCCAGCAGACGGUGCAGCAUCUAUAUUGCUAGCUAGUGAAGAAAUUGUUAAAAUGUAUAAUUUAAAUCCUAUGGCGCGGAUAACUGGCUGGUCGUGUGUUGGAAGUGAUCCGUACGAAGGCCUUGGAGUAGUUGCGGCAAUUAAAAAGUUAACAAAAACAGUAGAUUUUAGGAUGCAUGAUAUUGAUUUAUUUGAGAUAAAUGAAACAUUUGCAUCACAAUCCCUUGCUGUCAUAAAGGAACUCGAUUUAGAUGAGACCAAAGUAAACGUAAAUGGCGGUGCGCUCGCUAUGGGACAUCCUGUAUCAGCCACUGGAGCAAGAAUGAUCACUCAUAUUGUACAUCAAUUGAGAUUACACAACUUAAGGACAGCUAUAGCCGCUUCAUCGUGUGGUGGAGGACAAGGUGUUGCAGUAAUGUUAGAAACAAUUUAAAUGUGGACCAUAACUUAUCAAAUAAUGGCCAACGAGCCUUCUAGCAGUCUGUGUCUAUCACUUAACAUCAGAUGAGCCUCCUUCCUGCCCAUGCACUUAACAACAUCUGUUCAAUAAAAUAAAUGCAAAUGGAAAUGAUACAAUAUACAAGACAAGAAUCAUCUUUAUUUAUAAUUUAAAUAAGCUAAGAGACAUUUUAAAUAUAAAUGUAAAAACUUAACAUAACUAAGAAUUAAAUAAUGUUUACCAUACUCAAACCUAACCUUAACUUGAGUUGAUACUGGUAGGUCACACUGAAUCAAACACAAAAUCUCAAUUUAGAAUAUUAACAAUAAUUAAGAAGGUAUUAAAUUUGAUAGUAGCACUUUUACAAUUGUAAUAAGAGUAUACAUACUAGUAUGGUUAUAACAGCUUGUAUACUGUAUGUUCAAUUAUACAAUGGCAAGUGAUAAAACAGCUCUGUCCAUAUUGCUGGACAAAACAAAAGCAAAAACUAUUUUUGAUUAUGCAUACAAUCAGAACAAAAAUUUAGUCAAAUAUGUAUUUUACUUUAUUUUUAAUUGAUGACAUGGUGACCCUUUACACCAAUCAAUUAUUAUUGAAAGCAUGGUAAGACUGUACCAUUCAGCAACAAAUUGCUUAAAGCUAAAAGUCAGUAAUAACUCAAAAUCACAAAAAACUCUCCUCAUAUAUUUCAAGGGGAUUUCUAGAAAUUAAGACUAUGCAGUCAUACAAUUUAAAUUAAUUGGAGAGCUUACAACUUGUAAAUUAAAUUAGAAAUUCUUUAAUUAAGCUAAGUUUCAAUAAAAUCAAAGAUUUAAAUUACUUCGGUGAAAUAAAUUGUGUAAGUUUCAGCACUA